Molecule: messenger RNA, 1209 nt
Organism: Ixodes scapularis (black-legged tick)
Lineage: Eukaryota; Metazoa; Arthropoda; Arachnida; Ixodida; Ixodidae
Product: intracellular coagulation inhibitor 1-like
Exons: 1
Coding region: 1-1209 (402 amino acids)
Molecular function (GO): serine-type endopeptidase inhibitor activity
Source: RefSeq, a predicted model, not a curated record
AUGUCUCCCCGGAGUGCACUUAUAGUCUUGAUUACGGUGCUAGCGGCUGCUGGGCACGUUAGUACUCAGAGCGACGAUCCUAAACUCGCCAGGGCAAGCUCAGAGUUCGGUUUAACACUUCUCAAGGAACUGUGCUCUACCAGGAAGCCUCAAGAAAACAUCUUCUUCUCCCCAAGCAGCAUCUUCGCAGCGCUGACCAUGGUUUACGCUGGUGCAAAGGGUACGUCUGCCGCGGAACUUGAGACUGUCCUAGGCCUAAGCAGGGCACAAAUCACGACGCGGGACGCCGUUCUCGGGGCGUACAGGACGUACCUGAAUGACCUCCAGUCGCCCAACGUGACCCUGAAGAUAGCCAACGCAGCUCUGGUCGAUAAAAGGCUUAGACUUCUCGAGAGCUACAAGCGGGACCUGGCUGAGACGUUUGGUGCCGAGGUUCGGUCUGUUGAUUUUGAGAACAAUCUGAAAAACGUUGUGCCGGAAAUUAACCAAUGGGUCAAGACGAAGACAAAAGGCAAAAUUUCCGAUAUCGUUAGCGAAGGUUCCUUACGCGAGGCAGUGAUGGUCCUCAUAAAUGCUAUAUAUUUCAAAGGCUCUUGGGAGAACGCUUUCGACACCAAUCAAACAGCUCAUUUUCCGUUCUACAAUGGAGGCAUCGAACCUGUCCAGGUGAAAACAAUGGCACGCUUGAGCACGAUAAACUAUUGUACGCUACCCGAGCUCAAGUCUCAAGCCGUUCAGCUUCCAUACUCCGGGCACAGAUACAGCAUGGUCAUUGUUCUUCCAAACGACAGGAUCGGACUUCCUCAGCUCAUAGGAGCCCUCUCUGUCAGAACACUUCUGACUCUUCAGAAGAAACUGUCUCCGCACGAAGUGGAACUCAGACUCCCGAAGUUCGAGCUAAGAACAAGCUACAAGCUUGUGGAUGCGUUGAAGGGGCUGGGCUUAAUAUCCAUAUUCAGCAAUCGGUCUGACCUAUCGGGGAUCUCAAGUUAUGGGAAGCUCAAAGUGUCCGAUGUUGUGCACAAAGCUAUGGUGGAUGUGAGCGAAGAAGGGACUGUCGCAGCCGCUGUUACGGAAGUCAAGGUUGUAUUUGAAAGCCUCAGCUCUCCAGAGGCUCUGAAUGUUCACGUCGACCACCCUUUUCUGUUUCUCAUCUCUGACACCGUCCAAAAUCGAAUCCUCUUUAUUGGUGCGGUUCAUAGAUUGUGA